Molecule: messenger RNA, 669 nt
Organism: Prunus armeniaca (apricot)
Lineage: Eukaryota; Viridiplantae; Streptophyta; Magnoliopsida; Rosales; Rosaceae
Source: the annotation of a GenBank genome assembly
AUGUUGCUAAAUAAUUUGCAGACUUUGUCGGACCAGCCGAUAACUGUCAGUUACAAAAAAGAUGAUGUCGCUGCCACUGACAACCUUUUCUUUGGUUACAACGAAGACGCUGCCACUGCCGCUGCUGACAAACUUUUCUUUGGUCACAAUCAAAACGUUGUCACUGCUGCUGACAACAUUUUCUUUGGUUACAACCAUGAGGCUGCUGUUGGCAAUCAACUCCUCAAAGACCCAACCCAAGUAGUUUUCUUCUUGGAGAAGGAUGUGCGACCUGGCACAACCAUGAAAUAUAGCUUAGCCAGAAAUUCAACUAGGGCAACUUUCCUACACCGCAAAACUGCGGAAUCGAUCCCCUUCUCAUCUACCAAACUGCCAGACAUUCUCAACCAAUUGUCAGUGAAACCAGGGUCCGUGGAAGCCAACAUAAUGACGGAAACCGUUCAAGCUUGUGAAAGACCAAUCCUUAGAGGAGAAGAAAGAUAUUGCGCCACCUCUUUGGAGUCGAUGGUUGACUUCACCACCUCCAAGCUGGGAAGAAAUAUUCAAGCAAUCUCAGCAGAGGUCGAAAGGAAGGGAGCAACCAUGCUGCAGAAGUAUACAAUAAAGCCUGGUGUGAAGAAGCUGGCAGGCAAAAGACUCAUUGUGUGUCAUAAGCUGAGCUACCCAUAG